AUGGCCGAAAAGACGGUUGACGCUAUCACGACGGAGACGUACGAGCAUGCUCACGACCAACACCAUGGCCCCGGCACGCUGGACACGGCUGCCCCUAUGGAGCAUAUUGCUGAACUACAGGCUGCUGAACACAUCGACUUGACGUGGAGAUCAUGGGUGGUUGUGUUCGUCGCUUGCUUCGCCGUCAUGGCACAAGUAUUCGUCGUCGUGGCUGCAGGCUCCGUAAUUGCCUUCAUCAUCCGUGAUCUCGGAGACCCGUCGAUCGCCGGUUGGAUUAUACAAGGUCCUCUCCUGGUUCAAGCAGUUCUCUCGCCGUUCGUUGGAAGGCUGUCAGACGUCCUCGACCGCAAAUGGCUCGCCGCUUUACCACCUCUCAUCGCCUUUGCUGGUGCCUGUAUCUCCGCCAAGGCAACGUCCAUGUCGAUGCUCAUUGGUGGCGGUAUCUUGAUUGGUAUUACACUACCAACGAUAUCUAUCACGCAAGCCAUACCUUCUGAGGUCCUACCGCUGAAGUACCGAGCGUUGGCGAACGGGUUCGCCGGAUGGGCCGGCUCGAUCGGCGGUGUCAUUGCGUCGUUAAGUGCCGGAGCAUUGACGAACCAAAAUGCUGGUGGCUGGCGAGGCAUCUUUUGGGUGCAAGCAGCCUUCCACCUCAUGACGGCCCUUGGCUUCCUGAUCUUCUACUGGCCGAAGAGGCAUUCAGACUACCCUCGCAUGAGUUUCAAGGAAUGUCUUUGGGCAAUCGAUCCAAUCGGAACCCUACUCUACAUCAGCAGUGCUGCGCUGCUUCUGCUCGCGCUCGACUGGGCCGCGGGUGCCUAUCACUGGAGUGACCCACAUGUCGCUGCGCCUCUUGGUGUAGGCUUUGGCCUGCUUGCCGCCUUCUGCCUGUAUGAAUGGAAAGGCCGCGACGAUGGCAUCAUUGCGCAUGUCUUCUUCAAGGGCUCGCCGAACUUCGCACUCGCAAACGGUGCGUACGCUGUCGAGGGCUGGAUCUUCUACUCUGCCGUGAACUCCGUCACUCCGCAGAUGGCACUCAAUCUCGGCUUCGCAGACAGCAGCUGGAUUAUCAGUCUGCGUCAGCUCGCAUUUACGGGCAUGAUCUUACUCGUCGUCAUGCCUAUUGCGUGGUAUUCCACAAAGACCAAGGAUCUGAAAUGGCCGCUCGUGGUGACCUUUUCGGUGUUCGGUAUCGUUUGCAUCUUAUACGGCAACAUCACGCCAGGCUGGAACAACGCUCAAAUCGGUAUCAACGUCAUUUCCGGCCUUGGUCAGGCAGGCCCAUUGACAUUGAUUCCCGCGCUGGUUCAGUUCACCGCACCACAUGCCUACCUCAGCACAGCCACCGGCUUCGCCUUCUCCGCGAGAGCCAUCGGUGGCGCCUUCGGCUCUGCGGUACUUGACGCCAUCAUCAACGGCAAGCUUGCAGGCACCUGGGCACCAAAGGUCAGCGCUGCCGCCAUUGGCGCUGGUCUGCCAGCAACUUCUAUCCCUGCUUUGCUCGAGGGACUCGAGACUGGCGUGGGCCUCACCAAGGUGCCGGGCAUUACUCCAGCCAUCCUUGGAGCGGCGGCCGAUGCCAGCCACUGGGCAUAUGCUCACGCGUACAGAUUGGCAUGGUGGUCAAUCUUCCCGUUUGUCAUUAUUGCGUUGGUUGCGGUCUUGUGCUUGAAGGGUGUCAAGGAGCUUAUGACUGAAAGGGUCGAAGCUAGUGUCGAGAAGGAAGUGGUUCACGAGAAGGGGCAGGCCUAA
This is a messenger RNA of Baudoinia panamericana UAMH 10762, 1752 nucleotides long. RefSeq lists its product as uncharacterized. The transcript has 4 exons. Lineage: Eukaryota; Fungi; Ascomycota; Dothideomycetes; Mycosphaerellales; Teratosphaeriaceae. The record is from RefSeq and is a predicted model, not a curated record. The coding region runs from base 1 to 1752 and encodes 583 amino acids. Gene Ontology annotation, biological process: transmembrane transport. Gene Ontology annotation, molecular function: transmembrane transporter activity.